GAUUGUGCCGGGUAAAUUAAUCCGACAAUGCGCGUGGCAAACAACUGAUCACUUUGUCAUCGCCCUCAACAACAUCACUCUUUCACCCUUUCAUUGGAACGUCCAUUUCAAACGCCAAUUUUGAGGCGUGAGCUUCACCCUUUUCAUGAAGCAUGUAAACAAAAAAAUGACGAUGAACAAAAAAAAAUGGAAAUUUUGCCUGCAGUGACUGCGAAAGGCUGAUAUUGUCAGAAUCCUGACACGCGUUUUAACGUCGACUUUAUGUCACACUCGUCGCUGCCUGCCUUUCGUAGAACCGGUAUUGAUCAUGUUUUUAAGUUCAAGUUUCAUCUUUUGAAAAUAUUCAAACCAUUUUUUAAUCUUUGUUUUUGUUUUUGUCCUCAAUGGAUUUCCAGCCGGUUCAAAGCCGAGUUCACCCAGGUGGUGGUGGGAGUGGGACCCAAGAAUUGUUGGAGGGGAAGAGAAGGACGGUGAAGAUGGAAGAGGAGGAAGGAUCACCGUCGAUAAAGUUGGGACUGGGGAUUGAUAGGAAAACGUCGAAAGUGACACCCGUGAGGAAACACGGGAAGUGUGUGUUUACGACAACUCAGUUGCACGAGCUGCGAUUGCAAACGCUCAUCUUCAAAUACAUAGCGGGUGGAAUCCAAGUUCCCGUUAGCCUUGUUUUAUCCAUUUGGAAAAGCGUCGCCUUCUCCGUUGGCGUCUAUCAACGGUAUCCCAGCUUUGGAGUGAGUCCUCAAGCAUUUGAUUAUCGGAACAUGGUGGAUCCCGAGCCAGGGAGGUGUCGAAGAACGGACGGGAAGAAAUGGCGGUGCAGUAAGGAUGUCAUCCCUUAUCAGAAGUAUUGUUUGCAGCACAUGCAUAGGGGCUGUCGGCGUUCAAGAAAGCCUGUGGAAACUACUUCUCAAACUGCUUUGCCCGACUUGACAUCGUCGGGAAUUUCGAUCAAAUUAUCGAAAAACUCGAAGAAUCAUUCAGCACCUGUAUGUUCUCAAUACAUGAACCAAUCUUCCUGUAAUACCAGCUCAAGCCAUGAGACCCCCGAUAUCGCUGCUAUAGGGAGCGACAAUAUAUGUAGCAACCGAAAAUAUGUUACCGCCAAUGCCUCAACUAGUACCAUCACUGCAACCAAGAAAACAGGCGAAAAUGAUUCCAAAAGGAUCAAAAGCGAGCAAUAUGAAGAGAAACCCUCUGUUAGUGACGGUACUACCAUCAAUAGAAGUUGCAAGUGUGUAAACAAAGUAACCGUUGCUCAUAACAUAUCUCCGACUGUCGGCUUUUCUCCAAAAAGCGUUCUUCAAGUGCUAGGCAACAGCAGUUCCCGUGUCUACAAAAACAAAAUAGAAGUUGAACCGGGGAGGUGUAGAAGAACAGAUGGGAAAAGAUGGCGGUGCAGCAGGGACGUUGUUCCUGAUCAAAAAUAUUGUGUGCGGCACAUGCACAGAGGCGCUAGAAAGCACGCCGAGGUUCUGCAGCCUGUUGCCGUUCCCACAAACGGUGAUUCUCGACCUAGUGGAUUAACAAUAGCCAACAAAGCAACAUGUCCAGCCCCGAGCACCAGUUUGUCUAUCUCGAUUCCAAGUCAUCUGCCUACUACACUAGACGAAAAGAGCAUGAGCAGCAGCAGUGAGACUACCAUCAGCGACACAACUGUUACGGUAUUUGAUAAUGGUAAAUUCUCCUGA
Molecule: messenger RNA, 1685 nt
Organism: Hibiscus syriacus
Lineage: Eukaryota; Viridiplantae; Streptophyta; Magnoliopsida; Malvales; Malvaceae
Product: growth-regulating factor 9-like
Biological process (GO): DNA-templated transcription; regulation of DNA-templated transcription; developmental process
Cellular component (GO): nucleus
Molecular function (GO): ATP binding
Source: RefSeq, a predicted model, not a curated record